GAGCGUAUCACUUGACUGGAUAAAACAACAGUCAGUCUCUCCUGAGGGGUUGGCCUUACUUGGCUGUUUUCUAUAAAACUGUGAAACUGUUAACUCCAGAACUAAAGAAACAGAAGAGUCUAUCCAGAAGCAUCUAAAUAGACCAGAACAUUCUCUCAAGAUACCCUCUUUGAAAUGAAUCUUCCAUAUGUUCUAAACCGCAGGAUCCUGAUUAACCAGACAACAAAUGCUUGGAAAUUUCCGGGAGGCUUGUCUGAACCAGGUGAAGACAUUGGGAACACAGCAGUUCGAGAAGUUUUUGAAGAGACAGGCAUAACAUCAGAAUUCAAGUCCAUUCUAAGUAUACGACAGCAACACGGGCAGCCUGGAGCCUUUGGGAAGUCAGAUAUGUACAUAAUCUGCCGCCUGGAACCUUCUUCUUUCCACAUCAGUUUCUGCCAGCUGGAGUGCCUGAGAUGUGAAUGGAUGGACUUAACUGAGCUUUCCAAGACAAAAGAAACUACUCCAAUCACUAGCAAUAUAGCUAAAUUACUUCUGUAUGGUUAUCGGGAAGGGUUUGAUAAAAUUGAUAUAAGUAUGAGAGAAUUCCCAGCUGUGUAUGCAGGUCUUUUCUAUAAGCUGUAUCACAGAGAGCUGCCAGAAAAUUAUAGAAAUAUGACAGAUUUGCAAUAAAAUUAAUCUUUUUUGUAAUCUAAGAUUACUUGAAAUCAAA
Messenger RNA from Candoia aspera, 712 nucleotides. RefSeq names its product nudix hydrolase 6 (gene NUDT6). Gene Ontology annotation, molecular function: NADH pyrophosphatase activity; ADP-ribose diphosphatase activity; NAD binding. The record is from RefSeq and is a predicted model, not a curated record. The transcript is spliced from 3 exons. The coding region runs from base 175 to 672 and encodes 165 amino acids. Lineage: Eukaryota; Metazoa; Chordata; Lepidosauria; Squamata; Candoiidae.